Messenger RNA from Phaedon cochleariae (mustard beetle), 522 nucleotides. Lineage: Eukaryota; Metazoa; Arthropoda; Insecta; Coleoptera; Chrysomelidae. The record is from the annotation of a GenBank genome assembly.
AUGGGGUGUUGUUACAGUUUUUUCUGCAAGGAUGAUAACUCAUCCCAGACUGGUGAGGCUAAUGAGCGGACCCAUUUACUCAUAGAUCCUGUUUCAAAUAACACAAACAUACAGAGAGUAAACAGUGAAGACCUUCUGAGCCGAAAUUCAAACACAUUACCCAAAAAGACUGAUGAGCAAUCUGCACUGAAUAGAAUACUUCAAAAUACUGCAACAAAUGUGAUUGAUGUGGCUGCCCUUGAUUCACACAAUCUGCAGCAACAUGAAUAUUUAGAAAGGAUGAAAAUUUAUAAUAUCAAAGUGCAACAAGUGCUUUCAAAUAACAAACAACUAUUCACAACUAGGCCUAAUCCUGUUUUACAAGAUAUACCAAAUCCAGAUAAGGUGCUCAAUUCUGAUCCAGUUACAAUAGGGGACUUGAACCUGAUAAGAUCAGCUGUAACAGCUGCAGCUGCAGCCAUAACUGAUAUUAGAGUUGAUCAUAAAGAAGAUUUAGUGGUGCCCUUUGGUUUGAACUGUUGA